Messenger RNA from Arctia plantaginis, 942 nucleotides. NCBI's taxonomy places the organism in Eukaryota, Metazoa, Arthropoda, Insecta, Lepidoptera, Erebidae. The record is from the annotation of a GenBank genome assembly.
AUGCUCUUGUUAACUAAAGUAGAAUUAGAUUUAAUAUCUGAUACAGCAAUAUAUCAAAUGCUAGAAAAAGGAAUCAGAGGAGGCCUUGCUCAAUGCUCGAUGCGAUAUGCAAAGGCUAAUAAUAUAUAUUUGUCAGACUUUAAUGAAAAAGAACCCAGCACAUUUUUAGUUUACUUAGAUUGUGUCAAUUUAUAUGGUCAUGCUAUGAAACAAAGACUUCCCACUGGAAAUUUUAGAUUUUUAACAAAAUCUGAAAUAGCUUUAUUUGAAAUUGCAUUCGUUUCUGCUGAAAGUGAUGAAGGGUAUAUACUUGAAGUUAUCAUUAUCCUCCUGAUAUACAUGAUCAAGAAGCAAAAUAACUCAUUAUUUGGUAAAACGAUUGAAAACAAAAGAAGACAAGUGGAUGUUAAAUUAGUUAAUGUGUGGAAAGAUAGCUUAAAUAAGACCAAUAAAAUAAAGGGGGCACAAAAAUAUGUGAGAAAAUAUGUGAAUUUAAAAAAUAUGGCUAUAAUUUCAGAGAAACUUGUUGCUAUUCAAUUAGAACCUGCUAAAGUUGUUUUAGAUCGACCAAUAUACAUUGGUUUUACAAUAUUGGAAUUAGCAAAGUGUCAUUUAUAUCAAUUUCACUAUUCUGUUGUGAAGGAAAUACAUAAAGAGGGCAUAAACCUUUGUUGUACUGAUACUGAUAGUCUCUUUAUACAUACUGAUGAUUUUUAUAAAGACAUGAAACUUAAUAUAGAUUAUUUCGAUACUAGCAACUUUGAAGAAAAUAAUAUAUAUGAUAUGCCGAAAGCGAAUAAACAAAUACCUGGCUAUUUUAAGGAUGAGAUGGGUGGAGAUGUCAUUACUGAGUUUAUUGGUUUGAGGGCUAAAUUAUACUGUAUAAAUAGUUUAAACAAUACAAUUAAAAAAGCUAAAGGAGUUAAAAAGCCCGUUUCUUAA